UACAGGGGCGGCGAUGGCUUGGGGGGUGUCCUGCUGCCCGAGUCCCGUGCGGAGGCCUCUGCCCGGGCCUUGGGUCAGAUCGCAGCCAGGGCGUCCAGUCCCUGCAUUUGGCCUUUUUCCGGAGCGUCUCUGGCUGCUGCUUUCUCCUUCCCCGCCUCCCCCUGCUCAGUGUCGGGGUCUUCCCAGCGCGGAGGGCAGGCCCUGCACCUCGGCCUGCUCAAACCCAGCGCUGCAGAGUCUAAGUUGUUUUGAUGAUUCUUAAAGCAUCGGGACGACGAAGAGCGAUCUCAGUACCGGCUGAGCCUCCGAAAAACCUCAGUGCAUCUUAAAAGCGGAGGCUGUUGCUUUGUUCUUGUGGUUGCUGGGUGCGGGGUUCUCUCCCCUACCCCCCAUCCCGGCCGAAAGGGUUCGGGUCUCCCAUUGUUGUCGCUGUUUUAUUUUCCAUAGGCGUCUAGAGGCAGGCUGCGAAACCGUAUUGAGUUUACACACACAUUCUGGCAACUAGAUCUUUUUUCCCCCUCGGUAUCCGUUUUCGUAUUUUCUUUUCCCUAAAUGCCAUUUUAGGGAGCGUUAUUUCGCAAGUUUUCGAAAGUACAUACAUUGUGUUUAAUAUUUUUGUAAUGAAACGAAUUGAGGGGACAAGAAGGCCAAGAAAUGUUAGAAAACGCUUUGUCUUUGUAUGAUUGACAUUUCAGUUGCUCCCAUCCCAGUGUGUUUACUUUUUAAAUAGCAUGUGAAAGUAUAAAUUGGCGUUGAAAGUAGUAUAUAAUUACAGAAUUUAGAGACUUGAGACUUUUUAAUAAAUGAAUCUAUAUUUAGAUUUUUUUUUUUAAAGACGUGGUGUAUAUAUGUACAGGACACAUGAAAAAAAUGACCCGCACAAAUAGACUUAAGAUGUUGGCUUUGAUGUUUUUGUGACCAGCAAAUAUUGUUUGUGAUGAGUGCCUGGGUGUUCUAAAAACACAUGAAAAUAGGUCAAGUCAGUCUCAUUUUAAAGAGAAAACGGAAGAGUGAAAGCCACUUAGAAAUAGGUUUUGGAUGUGUUUGGUUUAGCCUUGUGUAUCUUAAAUUGGAGCAUUUUAUUAAGCCUAGUCUUUGAUUUAGAACUGUAAGUUGUGGGCAAAAUGAAAAUAAUGGUAGACACUUGAAGGUUUUUGUUGUGUAUUGGUUGUUAAAAUGGUGGUGGUGGUCUAAUCAGGAAAAUUAUGCUUUAAAAAGCUGGUCAUUAGAGAAGAUGAAGUAAUAAAGAAAUGGAGAUGUGUCAUCUGUCCACCAACUUGAAUUCUCAGAAGAAUGGGGCAAAUUUUUUUUAAUAAUUCAAAAGUGAUUUCCUGACUCAUUAGGGGAAAAAGAUAGUAUUAAAUCUUUACUUUUCACGAUAUUGAUGUGUUUAGGCAAUAGUAUGUAUUAGCCAUUUACUAGCAUGAAACAUCUGACACAGGGUUAGUUGAAAUUUGAAUGUUUUUUUCCCAGUGUAUUAACAGAAGAUGGUGAACCUUUUCCAUUCUCUUGUCUGGCUUCUGACUGUGCCUAAGUAACCUGAAUUUGUGAAACAACAUGCUGAAUUAGGAGCAAUAUUUGUGGCACAGGAUGAAGCAGCCUUAAAGAGAAAAUACUACAAACUGGCUGACCAGUAGUGAAGAUGAUGUUUCAUUUUUGUGGCAAGCAUCUGUGAGAUCUGUAAUAGAAAUGAUGGCUGGCUGUGGUGAAAUUGAUCACUCAAUAAACAUGCUUCCUACAAACAGGAAAGCAAAUGAGUCCUGUUCUAAUACUGCACCUUCUCUAACUGUCCCUGAAUGUGCCAUUUGUCUGCAGACGUGUGUUCACCCAGUCAGUCUGCCUUGUAAGCAUGUUUUCUGCUAUCUGUGUGUAAAGGGAGCUUCGUGGCUUGGAAAGCGAUGUGCCCUCUGUCGACAAGAAAUUCCUGAGGAUUUCCUUGACAAGCCAACCUUACUGUCACCAGAAGAGCUCAAGGCAGCGAGUAGAGGAAAUGGUGACUAUGCAUGGUAUUAUGAAGGAAGAAACGGGUGGUGGCAGUAUGAUGAACGCACCAGUAGGGAACUGGAAGAUGCUUUUUCCAAAGGUAAAAAGAGCACUGAGAUGUUAAUUGCCGGGUUUCUGUAUGUUGCUGAUCUUGAAAAUAUGGUUCAAUAUAGGCGAAAUGAACAUGGACGUCGCAGGAAGAUUAAGCGGGAUAUAAUAGAUAUACCAAAGAAGGGAGUAGCCGGGCUUAGGCUGGACUGUGAUGCUAGUACCGUAAACCUAGCGAGAGAGAGCUCUGCUGAUGGAGCGGACAGUGGAUCAGCACAGAGUGGAGCUGCCGUUCAGCCUGUAGUGUCUUCGUCUGUAAGGCCCCUGACGUCAGUGGAUGUUCAGUUAACAAGCCCUGCAACACCAUCCCCGGAUGCAAACACUUCUCUGGAAGACUCUUUUGCUCAUUUACAACUCAGUGGAGACAGCCUGGCUGAAAGGAGUCAUAGGGGGGAAGGAGAAGAUCGUGAGUUACCAUCUUUAGGCAGGGUACCAGCACCAGACACCUCCACUGAAGAAACUGAAUCAGACGCCAGUAGUGAGAGUGAGGAUGUAUCAGCGCUUGUUGCACAACAGUCCUUGACCCAACAGAGACUUUUGGUUCCCAGUGCAAACCAGACAGUAUCUGAUCAAUCAGAUCAGUCAGAAACUGGUGGAUCACUAGCAGGGGGUGGAACAGUGAGUGCCAGUGUCAGAUCUAGAAGGCCUGAUGGACAGUGCACAGUAACUGAAGUUUAAAUCAAGUCUUCAGUUCCAUGCUCAAGGUUAAAAUGGUUAUCUGUAAAUUUCUGCCCACAUAACAUACUCAUCCCUAGUAGUACAUUUUGGGAGUUGGGGUGGGAAAAGGGGUAUAGGAAGGAUAGACCUGUAAUUAAAAUGUCUAACAUGUCUCUGCUGAGAAAUUUAUUUAAUAUAAGGAACUUGGGUGUUAAUAGUUGAGAGCUGUUUAAUAAUAACCCAGUUUUCUUGAGGUCUGUUUAUUUUAGAGUUUUAAAAAAUUUCUUCUGUUCCUUUGGCCAGCGUGUGUGUAUUAUUACCUGUGCAUUAAUGGUCCCAUCCGACUUGGAUUUUGUGUUAAUUUUCUGCAUGGAUUGACAUAAAACCAUUACUAAAAUUUGGCACCUAUGAGAUGUCUGGUAUCAAUUUUAACAGGAAGCUUAAUGUGAGAAUACAUGUGAAUUUGGGAUUUUAAAAUAAACAAAACUACUUAAUAGUAAAGUUACUGAAAUGGAAAUGUAAAGAAAACACCUAAUAACUUAUGUUUCAUAAUCUUGUCUGUAACACAUUCAUUGCGUUCCCAUAGACUUUGCUAUGUAGUCCUUGUAGUUUGAAGUUUCUCUUGCUCUGCAGUUUUCUUUGGUUACAAAAUUUAUAAUUUAAUAAACACUAGAGUUUAUCAAAAA
Molecule: messenger RNA, 3434 nt
Organism: Miniopterus natalensis
Lineage: Eukaryota; Metazoa; Chordata; Mammalia; Chiroptera; Miniopteridae
Gene: RNF146
Product: ring finger protein 146
Biological process (GO): ubiquitin-dependent protein catabolic process; Wnt signaling pathway
Cellular component (GO): cytoplasm; nucleus
Molecular function (GO): poly-ADP-D-ribose binding; ubiquitin protein ligase activity; zinc ion binding
Source: RefSeq, a predicted model, not a curated record